Molecule: messenger RNA, 1559 nt
Organism: Melozone crissalis (California towhee)
Lineage: Eukaryota; Metazoa; Chordata; Aves; Passeriformes; Passerellidae
Product: monocarboxylate transporter 2-like
Exons: 4
Coding region: 1-1503 (500 amino acids)
Biological process (GO): transmembrane transport; monocarboxylic acid transport
Cellular component (GO): membrane
Molecular function (GO): monocarboxylic acid transmembrane transporter activity
Source: RefSeq, a predicted model, not a curated record
AUGCCGGCCCCUGCCGAGGCAGGGCGUGUCCCCGGCCCGCCGGACGGCGGCUGGGGAUGGAUGGUUCUGCUCGGCGCCUUCGUUUCCAUCGGCUUCGCCUACGCCUUCCCCAAAGGCUUGGCCAUCUUCUUCAAAGAAAUCCAGGAUUUCUUUGGCACGUCCUAUAGCGAGAUCGCCUGGGUCUCGUCCAUCAUGCUGGCCACGACCUACGGUGCAGGUCCCAUCAGCAGCAUUUUGGUGAACCGCUACGGCAGCCGCCCCGUGGUGAUGUUUGGGGGGCUCCUGUGUGGGGUGGGGAUGAUCUCAGCUGCCUUCUGCACCAGCAUCUUGCAGCUCUACAUCUGCGUGGGCUUCAUCACAGGAUUUGGCCUUGCUCUCAACCUUCAGCCAUCAGUGAUAAUCAUAGGGAAAUACUUCUUGAAGAGAAGACCCCUUGCCAAUGGCCUUGCUAUGGCAGGGAGCCCCGUGAUGCUUUGCACCCUGGCACCUCUCAACCAAUUCCUUUUUGACAAUUUUGGCUGGAGGGGCAGCUUUUUAAUUCUUGGGGCAAUUUUAUUAAACUGCUGUGUGGCAGGAGCUCUCUUCAGACCCAUCGGGCCAGGCACAGCACAGGUCAAAACCCAGGUGACUGAGGAAGGGAAGGAUGCCCUGAAAGGAAAGAUCACUGAAGAUGGCCCCAUGGAGAGCAAAACAGAAGAGGAAGGAGAAAAGGACUGCUUUGAAAAAGUCAAUCAGUACCUUGAUUUCUCCCUCUUUAAACACAGAGGGUUCUUGAUUUACCUGAUCGGAAACGUGCUGAUGUUCCUGGGGUUCUUCGCCCCCAUCGUUUUCCUGGCACCCUAUGCCAAGCACACUGGCGUAGAUGAAUAUUCAGCUGCUUUCCUGCUCUCCAUCCUGGCCAUUGUGGACAUGGUUGCUCGCCCCGCCACGGGCAUCAUUGCCAACAGCAGGUGGGUGAGGCCGCGGAUCCAGUACUUCUUCAGCUUCGCCAUCGCCUUCAACGGCGCCUGCCACCUCCUGUGCCCGCUGGCCUCCAGCUACACGGGCCUCAUCGUCUACUCCAGCUUCUUUGGGCUGGCCUUUGGCAUGGUGUGUGCCAUGCUCUUCGAGACGCUGAUGGACCUGGUGGGGGCUGCCCGCUUCACCAGCGCCGUCGGGCUGGUCACCAUCGCCGAGUGCUGCACCAUCCUGCUGGGACCCCCCAUCGGAGGAAUUCUUAUCGAUACCUUUGGAGACUAUAAAUACAUGUUCAUUAAAUGUGGAUCUGUGAUGGUCCUGGCAGGAACCUUUCUGUUCAUCAUGAAUUAUUAUAAUUAUCGUAUGCUUGCCAAGGAGGAGAAGGAAAGAAAGGCAAAAGAAGAGGAUCCUAAAUCUGUAAGGACAGAAAGUGAAGGCCAAAAAAACUGGAACAAAGACUCCACACAGGAUGGGCCUGAGCUGGAACCUUUGAAAGAGAAGGGAGAAGGAUUAAAGAAGGAAAUGAAUGGCACAAAUGAAGUUUAAACCUGUUCUCAUGGGCUGAAUGGUAAAUGACUUUUGGGUUGCUCAAGUGAACACCA